CACACAACUAACAAGUGAGACAUGCUUUCUUUUCUGUAAGACUUUAACACUUCUUUGAUCAUAUUCCCUUCUUCAUUUUCACUAAGCCCACAAAGUCAUGGAGCAAAGACAGAUCUUUGUUCAUAUGGUGCUUUUGUUGUUUACGGUCAAUGUUAUAGCAAGUUAUGUCACUGUUAAAGCAGAAGUAGAAGGAUCCGAAUCAACUGAUAGGAUUUUGGAACUACCAGGGCAACCCAAGGUGUCGUUUCAGCAAUUUUCUGGCUAUGUUACUGUCAACAAGGUUGCUGGUAGAGCACUCUUUUACUGGCUCACUGAAGCACCCCAAAAUCCUCUCACCAAACCCCUUGUCAUUUGGCUUAAUGGAGGUCCAGGUUGUUCAUCAGUGGCAUAUGGAGCAUCCGAAGAGAUUGGGCCAUUUAGAAUAAAUAAAACAGCUUCUGGGCUAUACAUUAACAAAUUCGCAUGGAACACUGUGGCCAACCUCUUAUUCUUGGAAACUCCGGCCGGCGUUGGCUUCUCCUACACCAACCGCUCCUCCGACCUAUUCAACACCGGCGACCGCCGCACCGCCCAAGAUUCUCUGGAAUUCGUUGUUCAAUGGUUAGAACGAUUCCCGCGUUAUAAGAAUAGGGAACUUUAUAUCACUGGAGAGAGCUAUGCAGGCCACUAUGUCCCUCAAUUAGCUAAGGAAAUCAUGACAUAUAACACAAAAACCAAGCACCCCAUCAACCUCAAAGGAAUAAUGGUUGGAAAUGCAGUGACAGACAACUACUAUGAUAACUUGGGCACAGUUACGUACUGGUGGAGCCAUGCUAUGAUCUCCGACCAGACUUACCGGCAACUCAUUAGUACGUGUGACUUUCACCGGCAGAAGGAAUCUGAUGAGUGUGAAUCUCUAUAUAGCUAUGCCAUGGAUCAAGAAUUCGGAAACAUUGAUCAGUACAAUAUCUAUGCUCCUCCAUGCAACAACUCUGAUGGUAGCUUCUCCACCCACCACACCAUUCGGUUACCUCACCUUCCCCAUCUGUAUGUCACGUGGAAAUUUAUUUAUUCUCAGGCUGUUAGGAAAUUGUCUGGUUAUGAUCCAUGUACGGAAAAGUAUGCAGAGAUUUACUACAACAGGCCAGAUGUUCAGAAAGCACUUCAUGCUAACACAACCGGGAUUUCUUAUAAAUGGACUGCAUGCAAUGAGGUUUUGAACCGAAACUGGAACGAUACAGAUGUAUCUGUUCUUCCAAUUUAUAGAGAGUUGAUAGCUCACGGAGUGAGACUUUGGGUGUUCAGUGGGGACGUGGACUCGGUUGUGCCAGUCACAGCAACAAGAUAUGCCCUUGCACAGCUUAAGUUGUCUACUAAGACACCAUGGUAUCCUUGGUAUGUCAAAAAUCAGGUUGGAGGGUGGACAGAGGUGUAUGAAGGGGUAACAUUUGCCACAGUGAGAGGAGCAGGGCAUGAAGUUCCACUAUUCAAGCCCAGAGCAGCCCUUCAGUUAUUCAAAUCAUUCCUUGCAGGAAAGCCUCUACCAAAGUCCUAAAGAUUGAAAAACAAGAUGGUGUUAAGAAAAAGGAAAACGAAGGAACCAAAAAACCCAAAAAAAAAAAAAAGGAAAGAAAGAGGAAA
Messenger RNA from Abrus precatorius (Indian licorice), 1620 nucleotides. Its product is annotated as serine carboxypeptidase-like 25. Gene Ontology annotation, cellular component: vacuole. The record is from RefSeq and is a predicted model, not a curated record. Bases 98 to 1534 code for a protein of 478 amino acids. Gene Ontology annotation, biological process: proteolysis. The transcript has 8 exons. Gene Ontology annotation, molecular function: serine-type carboxypeptidase activity. Lineage: Eukaryota; Viridiplantae; Streptophyta; Magnoliopsida; Fabales; Fabaceae.